Pocillopora verrucosa is the source of this 1492-nucleotide messenger RNA. RefSeq names its product melatonin receptor type 1C. The record is from RefSeq and is a predicted model, not a curated record. Gene Ontology annotation, biological process: G protein-coupled receptor signaling pathway. NCBI's taxonomy places the organism in Eukaryota, Metazoa, Cnidaria, Anthozoa, Scleractinia, Pocilloporidae. Gene Ontology annotation, cellular component: membrane. Gene Ontology annotation, molecular function: G protein-coupled receptor activity.
CAACUGAUUUAAAAGGUGAGCGUUCAUAUAUGUUUUCUUUCCGCACUCCAUGUACAGUAUAAACAAACUAGUGUUACGAUCCAAACACAAAUUGAAUUUGCAGGUUCGAGCAUUGAUUGGCUAAAAUCGUUUACCUUUGGGUUAGAAAAAGACAGUCUUUAACCCUGCUUAUUGAAUGCUAAGCGGCGAAGGUUAAUGCCUCAUUAGGAUCAGAAAAACUUUUAUUCGAAAGAUGAAGUGAUGAAUUUAACUGACAGAAAUGGCUGGAGAUUUCACCUCGAACCGCAGUAUUGGAAUAAUCAUCGUGGAAGUUUUGGUUUGUGCUCUGAUUGAUGGGUUGUCUCUCUUCGGAAACGUGUUAGUAUCUUUGGCUGUGAUUCGCAGCCCAAAGCUGCGCACUUCAACAAACAUGUUCAUACUCGCGUUAGCCAUCGCUGACAUUCUUAUGGCAUUAAUCUGCAUCCCUAUAACUUGCGGGAUACUUGUAUCAGAAGCCUGGAUCAACACAAGUGUCCUCUGUGAUAUUCAGGGAUUUUCUAUCCUCACUCUGGCUUUCAUGUCAAUAGGCACUUUGGCGCUAACGGCUAUUAACCGCUUUUUUCGAGUUGUGAAACCUGUCAUCUACAGACGCUUCUUCACAAAGAGAAACUCUCUGCUUCUAAUUGGGACGAUGUGGUUAUUGAUCGUCGCCUUUUACGCAACUUUGCUUCUGAGCAAAGCGAGUUACAUUCGUUACGAACCUAGUUACGCAACUUGCGCAGUUGCGCACAGAUUUAUGCAAACAUUGGUGGAAUUUGUGUUUGUUGUUCUAGCUUUCAUAGUUAUCGUUGUGAGCUACACUCUUGUCUUCAACAGAAUACGAAGACAUCAUCUUUCGUUUGUUUCGUCUCUGGUCGGCCAACAACGGAAUUCGAGUAUCUCCGUAGAAGAAAUAAAAAUUUCCAAGCUUCUUUUCAUGACUGUGCUCGGAUUUGCCAUUUGUUGGAUGCCAAGUUUAGUAAUUAUCACAAUGGACCGUAUAUCACCCGACACCACCCCCCCAAGACGAAGGACUUUGCUCUGCACAUACCUCAACUAUCUAAGCGCGGCCUUAAACCCUCUAAUAUACGGCGUCAUGAAUCGUUCCUUCAGAGCAGAAUAUAAAAGGAUCCUUCUCUGUCGCAAGAACCAGAUUGACGUAGCUCAAAAUGGCACCAAAAGUCUUCGGACAUUUACAAACACUGCACGCGCAGCAGUGAUCUGGAAACGAGCCACAGAGAACAAGACGGAAACGGCAAAAGUCGCAUUCGCGUCGAACAACCAAAAUGACUGUAAGAAAACGUCACACGAAGAAAGAGAGGAUUCUCUCUUGCAGCGCUUACGAAGAUCUUCAGAUUGUUCAGGGGUGAUUUCGUUUUCCCAUAUUUCUCGUACUUCUACACCAACUUUAGAGUGACGAGUUUCAGUAGAAAAAAUGUUGUAUUGCGUUGCGAGACAAAAAAUUAUGUGCAUC